GCUUUUGCUGCUUGAAAGUUCUGCUUUUGACGCAUGUGGAAAGAUGAUUUCAAAACGUGUUGGGCAGCCGCGGAUGGCAAGGUUGCCAGCCCCGCGGCCGAGCAGCCAAGAUUGGCGGCAGCCCAUUGGACCCUGCUCUCAGCACAAAGCGAAGAGCGACGGCCAGGGGAGGAGGCAGACCUCUUCACCGGUGCUUGAUGCGCCUCCCACCCCCUGGAGCUCAGCGAAGGUUCUGCCCACCUCCCAUGCCCGCAAGAUCAGGCGAGGCAACGUCACAACCGGCCUGCUGGGCUCAGGAAACGUCGAUGAGCAAACUCAGUUGGCAGACUGGGCGGAGCACUUGCACGAGGAGAUACUGGCGCUGACGAAGGAGCGGGAUUCGCUAGCAGCUUCCUUGGCAAGCGCCCAGGCCGAGAGCGUCCAGACGCGAAUGGGGUUGGAGCAGGCUGAGAGGCGGUGUGCGGAGCUGGAGAGACUUGGCGGCGGUAGCACUGAUGUGGGUGAGAAUGCAGACCUGCGGAAACAGCUGCGCGCGUACGCAAUUGAAGUGGAGAAGCUGCGCAGAGACAUGGAAGGCCUGCAUGCCAGCAACUCGGUGUCAACACAGGUCUUGCAGAAGAUGCAUGCAGAACGAGAGGAGCUGCAGGAGAAGCACCUGCGGCUUCAGGAUGAGCACCGGCAGAACCUGGAUGAGUGCAAGCGCUUGAGUGACUUGCAUGGCAGUGAACGGCAGCACCGGCAAAGAUUGGAGUCACAGUUCCAGGGCCAGAGCAGCGAGAAGGAGGCGGAGGCCACCAUGCGCCAGGAGAUCCUGCAGCGGGAGCAUCAGAAGAAUUGGGAGGAACUGCAGAAGGCGCACAGCGCGCACCAAGAGAAGGAUGGCGCAUUUCGGGCGUUGGCUCAGCUGGCGCAAGAUGCCAUGGCCAUGGUUGCAGAGCUGCAGGAGAGCUUCGUGGAGCAAACGAGGAAGUACCAGGAGCUGGCGAAGAGCGUCCGCAAUCAGCAGCAAGAGCUGAGCAGAGACUGCCAGGAGGCCGAGGAACUUGCUCAGCACACUGAGAAGUUCGCCGGCGAGCUGAAGCAGCUCCUAGGCCACACCCGCGAAGCGAACUCAGCUGGGGAGGAUCAAUGGAAGCAAGAAGCCCACAGACUGGACGAAGAGCUGCGGAAGCUGACGACGCAUCACAGGGAGGCAGCCAAGACGGUGCGGGAGUUGCGACAGGCCGAUGACAAGCGCAAAGCCAAGGAAUCGCAGCAAGCUGAUCAGGAGCUGCAGCGCAGCACAGAGAAGGCCAAGAAAAAGAUGGAGCGCGACGGGCUGAUGACCAAUCCCAACAUCAUCAGGCAGAUGGCCCAGGCAAUGACUGGGAUCGAGGUAGAGAAGAUCGACCAAAAAAGUCGGGCAGAGAAGCGGCUGCUGAAGGUCAUUUGUGAUGUCAAGCCGCGAGGGCAGGGAGGUGACCUUCAGCUGCGCUGGUCCAAGGCGCCGUACAGGGACUUUUCGGACCGCAGCUCGUGCGACCUCACGAAGGUCAUGAGCAUUGGUUAUGGCUUCGCGGCUCGUGCACCGUGGCUUUUUCGAGAUGCACCUCCUCACCUUUGCUUUUCUUUGCACACUCCGUCAAGGUCUUUCGACUUCAUUUGCAACUCCGACAGCGAUGUGGAGGCGCUGGUGCUGGUCAUCAGCAGGCUCUGCACAAGGAGCCAGGGUUGGCCUCUGCACGGUGGAGUGAACUCGCAUUCCAGGUUCAUGGCCAUGAAAGGCUGGACCAAAGUACAGGCUGCGUGUCGAGCCAACAAGAGCACCUUCAGCACUCACCUGCUGGAGGCAGCCUCGAAGCUACAGCUAGGUCCGAGCCAGCGGGGCCCGAGCCUGCCACCGCCGCCAGCAGAAACCGACAUCCUGCACACCGAUACGCUGAUGCAGGAUGUGGAGUCCGCAUCUUCUUGAUACAUCUGAGGCCUUGCAGUGCCUUUGAUUCACGUUAUUCUGGUGUGUCGCGCCGAGGAGAUUUGCACAGCCUAGUGGGCACCGAUUCUCCUGCCAAUGGCGAAUGCCAGUUUUAAAUUCAAAAUUCACAUCCAGUGCUCCUAAGGAGCAGAGUUGCACUGGUCGCCAUGCUUUGCUGCCGAUGGAGUGCUUGCCCACCA
This is a messenger RNA of Effrenium voratum, 2151 nucleotides long. Lineage: Eukaryota; Dinophyceae; Suessiales; Symbiodiniaceae. The record is from the annotation of a GenBank genome assembly.